This is a messenger RNA of Brassica oleracea var. oleracea, 647 nucleotides long. Its product is annotated as signal peptidase complex catalytic subunit SEC11C-like. The transcript has 8 exons. The record is from RefSeq and is a predicted model, not a curated record. Gene Ontology annotation, cellular component: membrane; signal peptidase complex. The coding region runs from base 62 to 607 and encodes 181 amino acids. Gene Ontology annotation, molecular function: serine-type endopeptidase activity. Lineage: Eukaryota; Viridiplantae; Streptophyta; Magnoliopsida; Brassicales; Brassicaceae.
GCUUCUUCUUCUUCUUCUUAACUGAAACGCGCGAAGAGAAACUUCUUCAGCGGAUCGAACAAUGAUGGGUUGGAUCGGAGAAACAGUGGAUUCCAUCAAAUCAAUCAAGAUCCGUCAGCUUCUCACUCAGGCCGUUACGCUCGGUAUGAUCGUGACGUCUGCAUUGAUAUUAUGGAAGGCUAUGAUGUGUGUGACUGGCACUGAAUCUCCUGUAGUGGUUGUUCUCUCUGGAAGCAUGGAACCUGCCUUUCAGAGAGGGGAUAUAUUGUUCUUGCGCAUGACCAAGGACCCCAUUAGAACAGGCGAGAUUGUUGUUUUCAAAAUUGAUGGUCGUGAUAUACCAAUCGUCCAUCGUGUCAUUGAAGUUCAUGAGAGGAAAACUACUGGAAAAGUUGAUGUUCUAACAAAAGGUGACAACAAUGAUGUGGAUGACAUCGGUCUCUACGCUGAUGGACAAAUGUGGCUUCAUCGCCACCAUAUAAUGGGCAGAGCUGUUGGUUUCUUGCCGUACGUUGGAUGGGUGACUAUUAUCAUGACAGAAAAGCCUAUCAUCAAGUAUUUACUCAUUGGUGCAAUGGGUCUGCUCGUUAUAACAUCCAAAGACUGAAACAACAUACAUAAAGACGACUCUACAGAGGAGAAGUGGC